AUGGCGUCCAAGUAUGCGAAGCCAAUGGAAAUCCCUGCCAAUUUCCCUGACGUCCUGAGGAAUUUCACUCGUGAGGUGCUGCGGCAGCAAGGCAAAGUGGAAACGAAAGAGGCCAUCUACGCUUUUGGAUCGCAAUAUUUCAAGGAUUUACUUACGAAGCAAAGCGGGGCGAGUAAAGCAGUUGGCGAUGCCACCGUGAAUGCUUUGAUUCCGGCGUAUAUCAAGAUGGGAGAAGAUACAAUCAAGGAAUUUGUAGUCACUGCGCUCAAUGAGGCUCAGCAGGACGGAGGCAUGAUCGCCCAUGAACAAUUCAAACAGAUAUUAGAUGGAGUUGGCGAGCAGCUACAGAUCUCUCACAUUGAGCUAAAAGCGCUUUAUGCUGAGGCGGAUGAGAACGAGGGGGGCGUUAUCAGCUGUACAGAUUUCCUGCCACUAGGUAUCCAGGCGUUGAUGCAACUUCGUUCAACUCAUACACAACGACUGGCACGUAUCGCGUCGUUCAGCAAGCGCGAAAUGGAAUUUUUCUUGCACGGUAUGAUGCAGGACGAGAUGGAAAGCAUUUUGCGCGAGACUUUCCAGCGCGCAGACAAGGAUGAAGUCGGUGCGUUAACUCGACUGGCGUUUAUGGACGCUCUUCGAGAUGCCGACCUCGGUCUCACACGCAGGGAGGUGAACAUCCUCAUGUCUGAAGCCUCGCCAGCCGAGGAUGACACGAACAUCGUAGUUUAUCCAGAUUUCGUUCCCAUUUGCUUCCCCUUGCUAAAGGAUACCUACGUCCAGGGAAUCUUAGAAGCACACAGCAAUCCAGACUGGAUUACUCAAUACCUCACGGAAGUAUUCGCGAGUGGAGAUAGUGAGAAUACAGGUCUCCUCACAGUUGCUGAGAUCGCUCGCCUAUUUCGUGCUGCCGAUAUUGGGCUUACCAGACUUCAGAUUAUUGCUGUGAUGGCAGAAGCCCAAGAAGACAACACAGGCUUCGUAAACUAUGAAAAGUUUGCAGCUCAGGUCUCUGGAAUGGUGCUAGCACUUACCAAUGUCGACAGUCAACAACCGUACGCUGCGUACUUGCAGAAAUAUCGAAAGACGAGUGAGUACUACUCAGUGCUGGAUAUGAACCAACACACGUUCGAGCAAGCACUUUCACACGCACUAGAGGCAGUCGAUGAUAACCACCGCGGGGUUCUCGUCCGUGAUGAAGUUAUUGCAGCUACUAGGAGCGCCUUCCCCGAGAUCACUGACCGCCAAUUGCGCUCGCUAUUGGCACUGUCAGAACCGGACGAGAUGGGAGAAAUCGACUACAACCUCAUCACUCAUUCCGCUUUCCAAGCGCUGCAGAAACUCCAGGAGUACGACAUGAUGAUAGCUGAGUCGUAGGUAUUCAGACUGCAGCGUAUGUGCCAGAACACGGGUCGGCAAAUGACCUUACUUGUCACUAAUCCACAAUACAUAUUCUAUCUAUCCAGACUCCCAUCUAGUUGGAGUCAAGACUAACCGAUGCCGA
Molecule: messenger RNA, 1501 nt
Organism: Phytophthora nicotianae INRA-310
Lineage: Eukaryota; Oomycota; Peronosporomycetes; Peronosporales; Peronosporaceae
Exons: 3
Coding region: 1-1374 (457 amino acids)
Molecular function (GO): calcium ion binding
Source: RefSeq, a predicted model, not a curated record